AUGUACGGCACAGAGAGGUACGGCACAGAGAGGUGCGGCACAGAGAGCAUAACGGAGCAGGCGGGCAACGAGGCACAUGACAUGCGCGUGCUGGUGGGCGCUCUGGAGAACCACACUCUCUCCGUCGCCACCGCCCUCACCGACCACGUCGCCCUGCAGACCAGUCAGCUGCGCCAGCUGGCAAUGGAGAUCCGCAAUCACAGCGCCACGGUGCAGAUCCACGUGGCAACAGCCGUGGACGCCAUUGGCGGAGGCGGGGAUGGCGGGAGGGGCGGCGGAGAUGUGACAAAGGAGAAGCUGGCCGUGCUCAUCUCCGCCUCCGCUUGCUCCCAGCGCAAGACAGAGGCGUUUCUCUCCAGCCUGCUCACCUCAGUCAAGGCGCUCUCCAAGCAGAUGGAGGUGGGUGCUGCGCGGUGCGUGCGGUCACAUGCAAUGCAAGUGGAGCAGGGAGGGGCAGGAGGAGCAGGAGGGGCAGCGGGCAGCGGAGCGAGCUUGAUGGGGGUGAGGGAGGCGGUCGCGGCUUCCAGGAAGCAGCUGCUGGCCCUCAAGACGCUGCAGGAGUCAAUGGAGGACCUCAAGUCAAGGCAGUCAACGACGGACUACUCCCCUCAGGUACUCCCCUCAGGUACUCCCACAGGUGCUUCCUCAGGUUCUUCCUCAGGUGCUUCCUCAGGUGCUCCCCUCAGGUGCUUCCCUCAGGUGCUUCCCUCAGGUGCUUCCCUCACGUGCUUCCCUCAGGUGCUUCCCUCAGGUGCUUCCCUCAGGUGCUUCCCUCAAGUGCCCCCCUCAGGUGUUUCCCUUGGGUGCUUCCGUCAGGGCAGGGUUGUUGAGGUGUGGCUGCUGGGCGCAGUGGUCCCGUCAAGGCGGGCCAGGGGAAGGACACGCAUGCUGGCAGUGCUCAAGGCGCUGGUGGCACACAUCAAGGCUGCCACGACCAACGCAAGCCCGAGUCUGCAACUGCCCAGGGCGGCUGGACUGGGGCGCACACGUGCCUCCUCACUCUCCUCUUCCCCACCCCUCUCCCCUCCAUCCCACAUCCCCCCCUCUCUUCUCAGGCAGCUCAUCUGCAUUCUGGCGGUGCUCAAGGCGUUGCUCAUCCGCAUUCUCGGGGUGCUCAAGGCGCUGGUGGCGCAUAUCAAGGCUGCCACGGCUAAUGGCGGGCUGGGCCUGGGGCUGGGCGAGCAGCUACCACAGCUGCCGUCGCUCGACAUGGAUGUGAGUCACCUAGAGGCGAUGCCACUGCAGCCACAGGCACAGGUGUCAGCGCAGCAGGCGCAGCAGAUGGAGCGGCUGCUGCAGCAGGUGCUGGCGGAGGUGCGCAACGGAACGCAGCUCACGCUGCUCCUCCGCGCCGUCUCCACGCAGACCACCAUCCUCUCGCGCCUAGCCAAGCGCUUCUCCUCGCUCCAAUCAGCCGCCUUCUCCGCCACCACUGCUGCCGCCACACCCCCGCCUGCUGGCCCUGACUCUGCUGCGGGCGGUGGUGGUGCGGCGCGCAUGCUCACGGGGGAGGAGGCAGAUGGCAAGGGGGGGUACUCGGUGCCGGUGAGGACGCUGGCCGUGGUGCAAAAGAGCGCGCGCGCGCUGCAGCAGAUGCCCGCGCUGCUCAUGCAGCUGGACUGCCGGCUGCAGGGCGUGGGUGGCGGGGCCGGUGGAGGUGUGGCUAGGGGGGGAGGGGGAGGAGGAGGAGCGAGGGCGGAAGGGGUGGUGCUAGGUGGAGGAGCAGGCACAGGCAUGUGGCAGCAGCAGCAGGGGCAGGUGGUAUUGGCGAUGGAACCCCCGAAGCUAAGUGGCAGGGCAGCGCGGCACGAGCGGCUGAAACAGCUGAUGGCGAAGGAGGCUGCUGCCCGCGCCGCCAAGCAGAAAGAGGAAGAGGCGGCUGCAGCAGGGAAGGCGGCGGCGGCGGCGGCAGGGGGCACGCAAGGAGAGGGAGCAGGCGGGCAGAAGGAGGAGGGCCAAGAGCAGCGCACGGUGGAAGGGGCAGGGCAGCAGCAGCAGCAGCAGCAGGGAGGAGUGGCGGCAGGUAUGGGCGCGGCAGGAGGGGCAGGCGCUGGGGGGGGUGGCGGAGAUGACAGUGGGGCGGAGCAAGAGGAAGGAGAGGGGAGAAGGGAUGGGGGGGGAGAGAGGGGGGAUGGGGAAGAUGGCGGGGAUAGGGAGGGGGGGAGAGCACAGAGAGCGGCUGGCAAAGGAUAUGGAGGAAGGGAGGAGGGAAAGGCAGGAGCAGGUGGAGGAGAGGGGAAAGCAGCAUCAGGAGGUGAGGAAGGAGAGGGAGAAGAGGGGGCAGGGGAAGAAGGGGGUGAAGGGGGCGCAAGGGGAGGAGGGGGAGGAGGGGGAGCAGGGGGAGUGGUGCCGAUAGAGUGGGCGAAGCCGGAGGAGAUGGACAGCGAGCGGGCGGACCUGGUGUCGAUGCUCAAGGCGCGCAGGGACGAGGCGGGCGAGCGCGGCAGCGAGGACAGCGGCGUGAAGAGUGGCGGCGGCAGUGAGACACUCAAGCACCGGCGGAAGCGGAAGAAGCACAAGGGUGGGGACGGGCGCAGUGCGGUGGGAGGCGGUGGGAAGGGAGAGGGGGAGAUGAGCGAGGAGGAGAGGGCCAUAGCUGAGGCGAAGAUGGCGGUGAGUAGAGAGAGAGGGGAGGAUGAGGAGGAGGAGGAAGAGGAGGAGGGGGAGGGGGAAGGGGAGGAGGGAGAGGAGGAGGUGGAAGAAGGGGAGGAGGAGGGUGGGGAGGACGAGGAGAAGGGUGGGGGGAAGGGAAAAGGCGAGGGUGGGGUAAAGAGUGGGGUUGGACACAAGAGGAGGGUGGCUGGAAGUGAACGUGGGGAGGCAGGGAGUGGAAACCUGAAGGAGAGAGGGGGGAGGAGAGGAGGGGAGGGAGAGAGCAAGAGGAGGCUAGGAGAGGAAGAUGGUGCGAGGGGAGCACAAGGGGGAGGGGCACGAGGAGGAGGGGGAGGAGGAGGAGUGGGGGUAGGGGAAGGAGGAGGAGGGGAGAGUGCAGAGGGAAGGCAGGGCAGAAGGAAGCGCAUUCCAAUGGAGCAGGCGGAGGAGCAGCAGAGUGUGGGUGCACGCACAGGGCUGCGGCUGAAGAGCAUGGGGAUCGAGGAGCUGCUGAGCCUGGAGGAUGAGGCGGACGACGAGGAGGAGGGCGGAGGGGGAGGAGGUGGGGGCCGAGGAGGAGGAGGGGGGCCGGGAGGGGGUACAGUGGGGGGAAUGGGAGGGGAAGGGGGUGUAGAGGUGGCUGGGGAGGGGGGGAGGAGCAGUGGCUGGGGGGGAGGGCGAGAAGGCAAGCAGGGGCGGGGGAUAAGGAUGGGAGUGAGGGGGGUCGAAGGGGGAGUGGGGGCAGCAGCGAGGGUGGGCAAGGCGGUGCUGGAUGACGUGGAGGGCGAGGAGGCGUGGAGGGAGCCGUUGCCCACACAGGGACGAACUUGUCCGCACCUCCCGUUGCUGCUCUCCGGUGGUGCCCACUACCGGCUUACCAUCGUCCCUUGUCUGCUUUCCCUGCCUCCUUCUUGCCCUCCCAUGGCUGUCUUUCGUCUUACGAACUUCCCCUGCCCUCCCUUGCCUUCUACCCUCCCUUGCCUUUUGCCCUCCCGUGCCUCCUUCCCACACCUUUCCAUACUCAUUCCUUCCCGUACGUGCCAUGCCUCCUUUCCUCCUUUUCCCCCAUACCUAUGGGCCAUUAGACGCAUCAGCGUGGAGGCAGAGAGUUCUAGCAGGGAACUCCGUCUUCAUCCGAUUCAGUGGCUACCGCGUAGGCCCGCGCAGGCUGGUGGGCGUGGGGGUGGUGCUGCGUGCCAUGAAGGGACGACUGGUCGCCACACACUGCAGGUGAGGGCGCACAAGAGGAGGGCGCACAGGCAGGGGUCUGCCUCGCAGCACACAGAGGCCGUUAUUGAGGCCGCCUUUAGCGAGGACGUGCCCAACACAGGGGGCUUCCUGGCUGUGCGCGUUGAAGGGAACGACUUUGUGCUUUACAGGGAAGCCCCUCUCACCUUCCCCACCACGGCCCCAGGUCUCCCCUUCCCCUUCCACUCGGUGCUGUGCCUCCUCCCAUCGGCGCGCAAUGCAUCAGUGCCAGUGCAUCUGCUGCGAGAGGCGGUGGAGUACCAUCGGCUGCAGGGCGCCGCCGUGGUGGCGCUGUACGACAGCGGCGGGUGGCUCGCCGUGGAGCUGCAGGAGCGCUUCCAUGGGGACUUUGAGCGCAGGGUCGUGCGCCGCACAGACUUCAUGGGCGUGAAGCAGUUUGACCUUGAGAGGAACGGGCAGGUGUUGGCAAUGCAUGUCUCUGUGCACCACCACACCUUUACGGCCCUUCCCCCUUCCACUCCUUUCGUUGCCACCCCGUUCCAUCCCCUUUACCUGCCACCCCCACCACCCUUCAAACCCCCCCCACCCCCCUCUCCCCUCCACCAAGUGCUAGCAAUGCACGACUGUGUGCACCGCCACGCCUUCACGGCGCGCUGGGUCAUCCCUGCGGCCAUUAACGAGUUCCUCUUCGUCGGCCUGCCGCCCGCCUCCAUUCCCUCCUUCCUUGACCCCUUCGCCUACCCCGCCACCUCUUCCUCCGAGACCUCCCUCUCAGACCCCCUCGUUGAUUCCGCCGCCACUGCCGCCGCCGCUGCGGUAACUGCAUCUGGAGGUUCGGCAGCCGCGGCCGCCGAAGCUGCGGCCGUGGGUGAGCGUGGGCAGCUAGUGGUGGUCGACGCGACUGUGCGCGCUGCCGUUCCGCGUGCUUGA
Molecule: messenger RNA, 4731 nt
Organism: Closterium sp. NIES-65
Lineage: Eukaryota; Viridiplantae; Streptophyta; Zygnematophyceae; Desmidiales; Closteriaceae
Source: the annotation of a GenBank genome assembly